Paraglomus occultum is the source of this 303-nucleotide messenger RNA. NCBI's taxonomy places the organism in Eukaryota, Fungi, Glomeromycota, Glomeromycetes, Paraglomerales, Paraglomeraceae. The record is from the annotation of a GenBank genome assembly.
AUGGAAAACUUGAGGUAUAGAUUCAAAGUUAUUUCUUCCCGGAGAAGCUCUCCGAGUUUAUAUAAUUCAGAAGAGGAAGAUACAGAUAUGGCACAUAUAAAUCCUUAUAAAUAUUACAAGAGGGCUAUAAUCCAGCCAAUAUUGUCCAAGGAUUUAGAUGAUAUUACGACUCAACGAGAUGAUCGAGAUGCUCAAAUAGUACAAUUACAGCAAGAUAUUAACAGACAUAGGCAACUUGAUACUCUCAACAAAAUCAUAUUAACCAACUUACUCAAGAAGGAGAUACCUUCCAAGCUCAGGUAA